Messenger RNA from Racocetra fulgida, 158 nucleotides. The record is from the annotation of a GenBank genome assembly. NCBI's taxonomy places the organism in Eukaryota, Fungi, Glomeromycota, Glomeromycetes, Diversisporales, Gigasporaceae.
CUGAAAAAGUUCAAUGUUUGUUUAAAGGAUGUAAUAUGGUAUAUUUGUGGAAAGGUUUAACAAGCAAUUUGAUAAAUUAUCUUAGGGAUAUCUAUUAUGUUACAAAGAAAUUACUCGCAAAUAAGUCAGUAAAAAAAGUUCAACAAACGAUUCAGCAA